AUGACAAUGAUCCCAAAGGCUGGCAUGGCACCUUCGCCUUCAAAGCUGACAAUCAGAUGGAGCGGGAAUUCCAUGUGGCAUCGCAUAAAUGACAAAGAGGACUUCGUCCUAAAUGAAACAACAUAUACUCCAGAGAAGGAAGACAAAGCUCCUCGGGGUGAAAGAGGAUCUGAAAAGGUUUUCUGGCCAGCUAAGGACCUUCUUGAAGAAUAUGUGGACAGUUUCAUUGGUUACUCACACCCACCUGAGCAGAAUUAA
This is a messenger RNA of Paracoccidioides lutzii Pb01, 258 nucleotides long. RefSeq lists its product as hypothetical. The coding region runs from base 1 to 258 and encodes 85 amino acids. The record is from RefSeq and is a predicted model, not a curated record. The transcript has a single exon.